CCUUCAUAUAUUCACCAUGGGGUCCAGGAAGAAUAAAUCCAAGAAAAACAUACCAACGCCCCCAAUAGCGCCUCUCGAUGAUGCCGACAACGAACAGCUCAUGGACGAUCUCCUUGCACAGCUUGAUUCUCAGGACAAAACUGUGCAGCAAGAAUCUGCGGCCGUGCUCAACGAGAUGCAGAUCAGCCAAAUAGCCAACGAAGAUUCCAACAAGAAGAACUCUAGCAGGGAUCGUUUCAAAGAGCGACAGGCUAGGAAAGCAGCAGCUUUGGCCCAGCAGCAGACACCUGUCGACAAAGAUGCUGACGCUCGGCUGGAGCGUGAAACGAAAGAAGAGGAGAAAUCAAUCACUCGAACUUGUAAUGAACUCGGUGUCGAGAUGCACGAGAUCAACCCAGAUGGGCAUUGCUUGUACGCAGCUAUAUCCGAUCAGUUAUCACUUCUGGGUGUCAUCCCACCCGCCCAGGCGAAUUUUGCCAUCAUUCGGGAAGCCGCUGCGAAUUACAUCUACACCCAUCCCAACGACUUUCUUCCAUUUCUUCCCUCUGUUCUAGGAGAAGAUGGUUUAGGCACAAGCCAGGCAGGCAUAAUGGGACCUCGAGAGUUUGAGGCGUACUGCGCAACAAUACGAGAUACGGCUACGUGGGGAGGCGAGCCUGAAAUUCUGGCGUUGAGCAAGGCGUAUGGAAUACCAAUACACGUUGUGCAGGGCGGUUCUCCCCCUGUCGUAGUACACGAUCCCACCGGCGCACCCAGAACAGAUAAUUUAAAGGAUCAAAAGGCUGUUCGCGUCAGCUACCAUCGCCGAAUGUAUGGUUUGGGGGAGCACUACAACUCACUGAGACCAAAGGGCGGACUACAUCGAGUCACCAGCCCGAUCAAGAAUCUCCUCCCAUGACACUGAUUUAGCUCGACAUGUUCGCUCCGGAGGUUCCGAUGUUUUACAUGUAUUGGUAUCUUAUAUCUCCAUGUAUCGAUGAAAGGAAUUUAGUACAAUAAUUUCGAAAGC
Messenger RNA from Heterobasidion irregulare TC 32-1, 1009 nucleotides. RefSeq lists its product as uncharacterized. Lineage: Eukaryota; Fungi; Basidiomycota; Agaricomycetes; Russulales; Bondarzewiaceae. The coding region runs from base 17 to 898 and encodes 293 amino acids. Gene Ontology annotation, biological process: protein deubiquitination. Gene Ontology annotation, molecular function: cysteine-type deubiquitinase activity. The record is from RefSeq and is a predicted model, not a curated record. The transcript has 4 exons.